Molecule: messenger RNA, 4397 nt
Organism: Oryzias latipes (Japanese medaka)
Lineage: Eukaryota; Metazoa; Chordata; Actinopteri; Beloniformes; Adrianichthyidae
Gene: mknk2b
Product: MAPK interacting serine/threonine kinase 2b
Biological process (GO): protein phosphorylation
Molecular function (GO): ATP binding; protein kinase activity
Source: RefSeq, a predicted model, not a curated record
GUGAUUUUCCAGCCACCUUCCACGCACUACCCAUCUGGCAAAACCUCCCCUUAACCGCCCUCUGCGGCUGUUGGAGCAGUGAGGCAAAAACAACGACGCUAACUCUGGAGCUAUAAAAGUAGCAACGGGGGCUCCCGUUUAAAGCGCCGCAGCGCAGUGUCAUCCACCGCCACUCUCUCUGAAACGGCUGUCUGUUUCUGAGAAGUGCUCACUAAUACUCCGGAAAACCACCGCCGCCGCACAUCCACCGAGGAAAAAUUACCAACCCAAAAGCAAAAAUGGUGCAAAACAAGAUAACCGAAGUCACUGGAUUCCACCGCUCUUUCAAGGGUCAAAACCCGUUUGAAUCAGACGAUUUCACCAAGAAUGGAUCCCAUCUUCUUGAUUCAUCAUUUAAUUUUGAUUCCUCCCCAAGACACGACAUGCCUUCCAGUCAGCCUAUUGAUAUUCCUGAUGCCAAGAAGAGAAACAAAAAGAAGAAGCGUUGCCGAGCAACUGACAGUUUCUCUGGACGAUUUGAGGAUGUCUACAGGCUCCAAGAUGAGGUAUUGGGUGAGGGCGCUUAUGCCAGAGUGCAAACAUGCAUCAGUCUCAUCACCAACAAAGAAUAUGCCGUUAAGAUCAUUGAAAAAGGACCAGGACACAGCCGCAGCCGUGUCUUUCGAGAAGUUGAGAUGCUCUAUCAGUGCCAGGGUCACAGGAAUAUUCUGGAGCUGGUGGAGUUCUUUGAGGAAGAAGACAAAUUCUACUUGGUGUUUGAAAAGCUCAGAGGAGGGUCAGUAUUGGCACAGAUUCACAAGAGGCAGCGCUUCAGUGAGCAGGAAGCCAGCGUUAUUGUUCAUGACAUCGCCAGUGCUCUGGAUUUCCUGCACAACAAAGGAAUGGCGCAUCGAGAUUUGAAGCCUGAAAAUAUCCUCUGUGAAAGCGCAGACAAGAUAUCACCAGUCAAGAUAUGCGACUUUGACUUGGGUAGUGGGAUCAAGUUAAACAGUGAUAGUUCACCAAUCUCCACCCCUGAACUGCUCACUCCUUGUGGCUCAGCAGAGUACAUGGCACCUGAGGUAGUUGAGGCCUUCAGUGAAGAGGCUACAAUCUAUGACAAGCGCUGUGACCUCUGGAGCCUGGGAGUCAUCCUCUACAUCAUGCUCAGUGGCUAUCCGCCCUUUGUCGGCCGCUGCGGCAGAGACUGUGGCUGGGAAUUUGGAGAACCGUGUCACACCUGCCAGAACACUCUGUUUGAAAGUAUUCAAGAGGGAAAGUAUGAUUUUCCAGAGAAGGAAUGGGCUCACAUUUCCUCAAGUGCCAAAGACCUGAUAUCCAAACUUCUGGUUCGGGAUGCCAAAAACCGCCUCAGUGCCAGGCAGGUGCUGCAGCACCCCUGGGUGCAAGGGGGUGCAUCUGAUGCUUUAUCAACAUCCAUCUUACAUCAGAGAAGCAGCUGUACCAGAGAUCUGACAUUUUUUGCUGACAAAGCCAUGGCUGUGAACCGACAGCUGGCUGAACAGGAUGGCAUGGAAGAUCAGCAGCAGCAGGAAGCUCCAUUUGUGGUGACUGCUUCUGGCUCUUCUGUGCACCUCUCCCCUCCUUCCAACUCCCAGCUGGCCAGGCGCAGGCAGCGGAGCAGCCAGCCUAAAGGCGGGCCCGUUUCUGCUGCGGAGCUACGUCAACUCCUGGCCCCUCUAGUCAUCGUUGGAGACUGUGCUUGAACUUGUGUCAACCUGGAAUCCCAGCCCUUCUUUACAGGUUCAGAUCAGUGACGACAUUGAGACUCCUCUCCCAGUAAUGGUUCCUCUGACUUUAGCUGGCCUUGGUCCCUCUGCAAUUUAGGCUUUUAUUGCCGAGCUGCGAAGGGAGAAGCUGCUUGCAGCUCUUUUUCAAAAUGCCUUCUGCCCUUAUGCAGCACUUUGAAAGCACAUCAGCACAUGUCCUGCGUAAAGCAAUGUGCACAUUCAGGUUUGGAAGGAGGGCCAGUUGAUUGCUUUGCCCCCCCCCCCCCCCCCCCCCCCCCCCCCGGGUCACAACAUUUAUCUUGAAACUAAGCUCCAACACCAAAGGACUAACUGUUCUGCUGCUCCCAUGUUACAGCUGGAUCCACUGUGAAUUAAGUUACUGGAAUGUUCUCUCUGCCUGUAUGUAAAUGCAUGAAUGACUGGUCUGCAGAUGCAUACAAGCUUAUGCAAUAUGCCAAGAUGAAGGCUGUGUGGAAAAGGUUUUGGUGUUUAGGAGGGGGGGGUUGAAAGAGCUGUGAGCCGCUGCUGUCCGUGCCUGGUGUGGUCCAUCAUGUGGCUGGGGACUGCUCUAAAGAUUUUCUGUUAAAACUGCAUUUAAGAUGAAUUCCUCACAUCUGAGCCUCUUGUGAUGUCCGAGACGGAACGUGCACUCAUCUUGUUUAGUGGCCAUGCACUUAAUGCUUCAAGAGAAAACAAUACUCACCUAUUGCAUACCACCAAUAACUAAUUCAUUUUUUUAUUUUUAAGCCAUAAAUGCCAAACCAUUUAUGGUCCCAGAAGCAAAGUCUUACUGUAAAAGUCUUUGGUUGUAAACAGCCACCCAGAAACAAAGACUUCAGGAUAUGAAGCUUGUAUUUCUGCUGGGGUCAUCCAGGCGAAUGUAUGAUGUAAACUUGGGUCAGUGUUACUUUCAUUGUAGACGAUCUGUCCCUUUGCAAACAUUUAUAUAGUUUAUUUUUUUGUAUAUUUUUUUUAUUUUUUUUUUUCCCUCUGACAUUUCUGCAAAAGUUUAACCUGAACCAUUUUUUUUUUUUUUUUUUUUUUUUUGGAGUAAAGGUUAGAACUCCUGGUAACGGGGUUUGAAAAGCACAUUUUGGGCACUGUGACCAGAGUAAUUUGUUGAUCAAAUACAUUUGCGACUUAUUUGGAGCACAUACUUGUAGGUGGUAUUUUUUUCCUUUGAGAUGCACCUUCCAGAAAAAUUCUCACACGUUUAGAGGCUGAAAUGUUUCCAACUAAAAUGGGAUCCGGGGGGGGCGGCAAGAAUGAAAAAGGGAUGAACAUUCCACAACUCUGCAUUUAGUUGUAUUUAUAAGUUUACUUUGUUUUAAAAACUCCAUUUUAAUGUGCCACUUUUUUUUUUUUUUUUUUUUUUUUUUUUUUUUUAAAAACCGCUGUUGAUAAGCUUUCAUUUUUCUGUAUGGUGACAGUCAUGCAGGUGCUGUUCAGGUGAAACAUCAGAUAUUUUACUUAAGUUCUUGGUGUACUUUAUAUUUUUUGGAGCUGGAGCGUUUAUGCCCAGUGAAGGUGAUUUUUUUUUUUUUUUUUUUUUUUUUUUUUUUUUUUUCAGUUUUUAAUUUUUUUUUUAUAUAAAUAAGAGUUGGCAAUAAUCUUUGUCAUAAAGAUCACUCUGCAACUGACAGGUGAUGGACUGGUGAGGUUUUUGAUUUGUGGCCACCUCACCAAAGAAGCUUUAAAGUCAGGAUGGCGAGACGGUGAUGUCACCGAUCAAUGCGCAGAGGGGAAACUUCUGAUUGUCCAUGUCCUGUUGCUGGCACUGCAGCAGUGGUACUCUGGAAAUGGUGUCCCAGGCGCCAUUCUGCUGGUUAAAGGACACUGUAAUAGUUCAAAAAAUACCUUCCAACAGAUGCAUCAUUAUGAAGUUUAAUGUCUUAUAAUAAGACUUACUUGAAUUUGUGUAUGCAGCUGUUUUAUUUUUUUUCUCCAGUUUUGGAAACUUGUACCUUUAAAUUUAAAGCAUUAAGCUGGUGAUCAAGGCAAUCUUGGGGGUUUCAAAGAUGCCCCUAAAAAAAACUCAGUAUUUUUUUUUUAGCUUCAUACAAGUUUGUCCCUACUUUCUGAUGGGGUUCGAUACUGGAAACGCACAGAUUUUGGCCACAUUCUAAUAUCUUCACGUAUUGGAAGUUCUUUCUUUGGUCAUUAGCAUUUCUGUCACAGGGCAGACAUUUUUAGACUGCCUUUUAUUUGGGAAAGUGGGACACUUUUUUUUUAUUUUUAAAAUUUUUUUUUUAAUUAUGUCUCCUUGAAGUAACAAGUGUUUCAACUGUCAUUUACUCAAACUGGUGGUACAUGAACCUUCCCAGUUUGACAGUAGCCCACAGGCAAGGCAUUUUCAACCCAGCAAAGUAGAUGAAAUGUUCAAAUCUCUUCAGUGUGGUGUUGGGCUACACUCUGGUCCUCUCCAGCAUAUUUUUGAGCUGAUGCCUGUUUGUAACACUGAAACUGCCCCGAGCCGUGGCUGUUUAGGGGGAGAAUUUACAAAAAUAAUUCAAAUACAGAAAUAUUUUUGAUUUAAAAUAAGCACUUUACUGUACCAUGUGAAUGAUUGCAGUUCAUGCAAAGCAAAACUGAUACGUUGACAAAGAAUUUUGUAUUGCUUUUUUGUAAAAAAAGAGAAGAAAAAAAAUAAAAAUACUUUAAAAUUCA